AUGAAUAAAAUGUACAAACAACUCUUAACUCUCACUUUACUCUUCGUCGCAACUUUUGCUGAUGUUUCACAUCUGUCUAACCAUUACUUGCCACCAGCACCACUCGAUACAGCAGAAAGUCAACCCAAUUUUUCGACAGUCAUUGAACAGCAUGAAUUGAAGGAAUUGCCAGAACAAGUCGAGUAUGUGCAAGAGAAUGACGCACAGCAAGUGCCACCAAUUGAUAUGCAACCACCACCAUUCGUAGCUACACCUGCCGCACACUAUUUGCCACCACCACUAGCCAUAGCACCAUUAGAAAAAGUAAAAACAGCCGAAGAAGUGCAAGUACCAGAAAUGUCUGAAAUAGUGGAAGAAGAACAAGUUACCUCAACAACAACAACUGAGCAACCAAUUGCUGAAUCAACCACGGCAGCUACCACACAGGAAGUCUACACAACAACUGAAGCCAUAAUGACAACUGCAAAUGUUGCUAGUGAAAGCACCACACCUACUGUAGAAUAUUUGCCACCACAACCCAAUUAUCAACAAUACCAAGAGCAAUUAGAACUUAGCGGUAAAAUGCCUGAAGAAAUAUUAUUAUCUCAAGAACCACAGGAAAUUGUUGAAAUUGUGGCUGAAGAAGCACCACUCGAAACGCCUGUUCCUAAAGUAGCAGAACCUGAGCCAGCACACUACUUGGCUGCAGAUGGUUACCAUUAUAAGACUGGUGGCACUGAUAAACGUUUCCGUUUGAGACAUUAG
Molecule: messenger RNA, 744 nt
Organism: Teleopsis dalmanni
Lineage: Eukaryota; Metazoa; Arthropoda; Insecta; Diptera; Diopsidae
Product: fibrous sheath CABYR-binding protein-like
Exons: 2
Coding region: 1-744 (247 amino acids)
Source: RefSeq, a predicted model, not a curated record